GCGCGUUUCCGGUUCCGCUACUGCCGGAGCUACCUCGUUAUACUCUAGAGUGGCGGUGUCCUCUGCCACCUCUCUGCACUAUGUCGGGUGGCCUCCUGAAGGCGCUGCGCAGCGACUCCUACGUCGAGCUGAGCCAGUACCGGGACCAGCACUUCCGGGGUGACAAUGAAGAACAGGAAAAAUUACUGAAGAAAAGCUGUACAUUGUAUGUUGGAAAUCUUUCCUUUUAUACAACGGAAGAACAAAUCUAUGAGCUCUUCAGCAAAAGUGGUGACAUAAAGAAAAUCAUCAUGGGCCUGGAUAAAAUGAAGAAGACAGCAUGUGGGUUCUGCUUUGUGGAAUACUAUUCAAGAGCAGAUGCAGAAAAUGCCAUGCGGUAUAUAAACGGAACUCGUCUGGAUGACCGGAUCAUUCGUACAGACUGGGAUGCAGGCUUUAAGGAGGGCAGGCAGUAUGGCCGUGGGCGUUCCGGGGGCCAGGUACGAGAUGAAUAUCGUCAGGACUAUGAUGCUGGAAGAGGUGGCUAUGGAAAACUGGCCCAAAACCAGUGAGUGGUUGAGAGCCCCAUCAGGAAAGCCCAUUCCCUUUGGCCUAUUGAAUUUGACGGGUGUUACCCAAGGUCUGCAAGCCUGCCUUUUGUUUUUGUGUUUUUUUUUAAAAACCAAGCUUUAAUCAAUGUCUCUACUGAGCUGGAAGCCUUGUCAUGGUUUUCCUCUUAAAUAUUAUUAAAGAACAGAAUCCAAAAGAAUGCCUUUAAUUCUGUAGAAUUAAAUCUUAGAAUCUUGGUUCUGUGUCAGAUUACCAAAAUGAUUUCUGUUACUAGGUCAAAAAUGGUGUUCCUUAGCAACAGACUUGGAUGUAUAAUGUUGAUCUGUCAGCCAAAAACAUACUUCUUUUAGAAGACUGGAAAAAAUUUUGAAGUGUUUACCAUGUUUGCAUCUAAGUAGGUUCAUGGUCUACCUUGGGACCUGGAAUUACUAUUUUUAAAAUUUUAAGUUUUCGUAAGAUAAAAUUUAAUAAGUGGACUUGUGCUGUGUAAUGUAGCUUUGCUCUAAAUUAGGGGAACAGAUGUUUGAUAACUGAAUUUUUCUGUGUUGAUUUUUAAUCUGUAAAGGUGAAACUUAAUGGAAAUUCCUAAACAGUUGGUAUAAAAGUAAGCUUUAGACAGCCCCAGGGACCACCACCUGCUUUACAUGCUUUGUAUAUCAGGAAAUAAGGGACAGGUAUUGAAGGGUAUUUACUUACUAAACACAUUUUCCAAAAUAUGUGAUA
Messenger RNA from Dama dama (fallow deer), 1272 nucleotides. RefSeq names its product nuclear cap binding protein subunit 2 (gene NCBP2). The transcript is spliced from 4 exons. Gene Ontology annotation, biological process: mRNA cis splicing, via spliceosome. NCBI's taxonomy places the organism in Eukaryota, Metazoa, Chordata, Mammalia, Artiodactyla, Cervidae. Gene Ontology annotation, cellular component: nuclear cap binding complex. Gene Ontology annotation, molecular function: RNA cap binding. The record is from RefSeq and is a predicted model, not a curated record. Bases 81 to 551 code for a protein of 156 amino acids.